This is a messenger RNA of Bicyclus anynana (squinting bush brown), 7510 nucleotides long. RefSeq names its product Ig-like and fibronectin type-III domain-containing protein 2. Bases 284 to 4654 code for a protein of 1456 amino acids. The record is from RefSeq and is a predicted model, not a curated record. Lineage: Eukaryota; Metazoa; Arthropoda; Insecta; Lepidoptera; Nymphalidae. The transcript has 29 exons. Gene Ontology annotation, molecular function: protein binding.
CGGACUGCCUUCAGUUCAGUCGUCUUGCGUCGGCCCAGCGGCGCGGACUGGAUAGACGGUUGUUCGCUAUUCGAAUUUGGAAUAAAACGUCGCGAGUGCACGUAAUCUGUGUUUUUAUUUUUUUUUUAAUUAUAGCUGUCCUGCAAUUUCGUUUGUGAUCUGUGCCCGGAUUUAAUUAGCAACCAGAGAGAUUAAGUUGUAUUGCCGCCCUGCAAAAUACGAGUAUUUAAGUGUCUCGCAUGAGAAGCGAACGCUAGCGCGGCUCUGAGCCCCUUGUAACAAGAUGAGAGCGCUACCACUAUGUGUAACAGUGGCUUCGUUGUUCGCAGCCAUAUUAGCAGCCACAGAAGAAUCCAAAACUGAAGCAUCAAGCAGUACAGGCAGCAAUCCAGAAGAUGAAGAGCCCAAAGAAGCUUGGAUGCGCGCGCCCGCUGGCGGCGUGGCUGUCAAGAGUGGGGAAGAUGCCUUGCUGACCUGCGUGGUCCUGGGAGCAAGGGGGAAACCGGUGCUUUGGAAACGGGCCAGAGACUUGAAGGUGUUAACAGCUGGAGCCGUCAGAGUCACCAGGGAUGAAAGAGUGCAGGUGCUGCAUGAUGAUUCGGAAGAGCCUCUCCAAGGGCCAGGUAUCAAGAAGGGCGGCGACGUGUGGGCGCUAGUCAUCAAGUCGGUGAAGCCGUCGGACGCCGGCCUCUACAUGUGCGAGCUAAACACUGAGCCGCCAGUUCGCAGCUUCCAUAAACUCACAGUGAUAUCCCGCGGCCUGACACCGCCGGAUAGUCAGAACACGACGGACAGUUACUCCGCCAACGCUCCAACGCUGUCGUCCACCGCGCUGGCUCACAACUACACCGACUGCUGUGUGUCCAUGAACGUGACUAGAGGCUGUUUGGGCUACUGCAGUAUUCAGACUAUUCUGGACGGACCUGGACAAGACCCGGAGGCGUGCCAAACUGAUUUCCCAGCUAUUGUUAAGUGUAUGGCGGACGGUCGUAACCACGUGCCGUGCUGCAUCCAGGAGCACAUACCGGACAUCUGUCAAGACGUCUGCCGAGGAGAGUACUCGCCUGUCACAGAUAACAUCAAAACCCAUUACUCUUGCGCCGCGUCCAUGGAGAAAACCUUGGCGUGCAUCGUUGAAGGCAUCGAACUACUACCGAGUCCGCCUGAAGACAUUGAAGUGGAACCUCUAAACGAAAAGCAACUGAACGUAUCAUGGAACCCACCAACAGAGAACACCGAAUCGGUGACACAAUACGUAAUAAACGUAACAGCAUUACGAUCAUUUGAUGCCCAUCUGAUAGAUCCCUCAGAGAGCUCAUUAAGGAACGACACAGCAAAGUACAGUCAACCGAUGACAUUCAAGGUGCCCGCAAACAAGACAUCCCUAGUCCUCAACGAUCUGCUACCAUUCACAAUGUAUGAGGUCACAGUGACCUCCUACAAUAUUCAUGGCUCCAGUUUACCGAGCUACGCAAUCAGGUCUCUAACACUGACACCUGGUAAGAUGAGGACGACAGAGGUGGCAGCAGCUCCCAAGCUGCCCGACGUAAGAGGUUGCUGCAUCGCCGGUGGAGUGAACCACUUCGGUUGCGUAGACAAACUUUGCGACCCCACCAAAACCUUCGAGAUUGGCUUGCAGGUGACAGAUCUGAUGAUUUGCGCGCCGUGGGCCGGGGUGACCUUCGGAUGUCUUGCCAAUGGUCUGGAUCACACUCCAUGCUGCCAGUCGAGGGGAUUGCCAGAGUCUUGCUUACCGCUGUGCAGUGGGAAUAUCACGAAUUUGGACUUCAAUCACUUCAAAUGCCUCCGCUACAUGUCGUCGUACACCAACUGCCUGCUGCAAGGCUACGGCGUGCUGCCGGGCGCGCCGGCGCGGCUGCACCUCACCAACAUCGACACCGACUACGCCGUGGUGCACUGGGCGGCGCCCGCGGCGCUGGCCGACACCGUGCAGUACUACAACUUGCACUACAAGUCGCUGCAGUCUGAAGACGAUUAUCGGACUUUGACCAGGUUACAAUCUCCAUACAUCCUGGAAGACUUGGAAUCCAACACCGACUACGAGAUCUACGUGCAAGCAGUCAACGAGCACGGAGUGGGUGACGCGUCCCCUAGACUUAUAUUUAGAACUCAAAGUCAGGUCAUAGAAGAAGAGAUAGAGAACGCAAACGAGUACAACAUAACGGCGUGCUGCGAGCGCGUGCAGCUGUCCAGCGUGUGCUUGCCGCUGUGUUCGUACGACGCGAAGAUGUCGGACCUGCGCACGCUGGCGCCGCUGUGCGAGCAGGAGUUCCACAAGCUGGUGCGCUGUGGUGCUGGAGGUCGCAACCACGAAACGUGCUGCGCUCGUCGCGGCGUGCCGGCGUCGUGUCGCGGCGCGUGCGGCGGCGCCUACAGCGGCCUGUUCUACACCUGCAUCGCCUACGUCGGCAACAUCGUGCAGUGCUUUGAAGAGGGCACCGGUCAACUGCCCGGGCCGCCGCGCGAGGUACACGCAGUGGUGAACCAAGACAAGCUGUUCCUGGACUGGACGGCGCCCAGCGACGGCGCCAACGCAACUUCCUACACCGUGCACUGGCAGAAGAUCGGCAACAACACGCUGCCCUACUACUACAACAACCUGCAGCUGGACAAUCAAAUGACGGUGACGGAGACGAUGGCGCGCAUCGAAAGCCUGGAGGUGAACAGCACCUACCACCUGUUCGUGGUGGCUGCCAACCAGCACGGCACCUCGCUGCCGUCCAGCAUGCUGCUGCUCAACAUCACUGAGGAUAAGGAACACAAAGAAGUGUCGGGUAUACCGUCGCCGCCGCACGGAUUAUCAGUGUCUUCCCACUCGGCCACGUGGCUGGCUUUGAGCUGGCAGCCGCCGCAGUUCUCACUGCCGGACGACAAGAUCUCGUAUACUUUGUACUACAAGAUGCCAAGUCAGACGGGCCAGGGCAACGUGACCCGGGUCAACACGACCGUCCCGGGGCACACCCUGGAGAAGUUGACGCCCAACACGCAGUACGUGGCCUGGGUGAAGGCGCACAGCGAUGCCGGGGACUCACUGCCUUCGGAGACGUUGCUGGCUUGGACUGACCCGGCCUAUCCUGCUUUUGUUGAGCCUCCUACAAUCAACCCGGUAAAUCUGGUGAUGGAAGGCUCCAGCAUGACCAUACUGUGCAUUGCAAUGGGAACACCGACACCCACCAUAUCUCUAUACAUCACUGGUCGGCUGGUGCGCCAGGAGGUGACGCGCCACAUGGUGACGGUGGUGCACAACGUGACGCGCGACAUGGACCUCAUCUCGUGCUACGCAGACAACGGCUACGGAACCCCCAUGCAGGCGUCGCGGAAGAUUAACAUUUCACAUAUACCAACAAUUCAGGCAUCAGGCAUAACAAUGGCUGCGGCGGGUGACUCCGUCAUCCUGGAGUGCAGAGUCGAGGCGCUGCCCAAACCCAACGUGGCCUUCUGGAGGGACCCCAACGGGAGGAUAUCAGUGAUCGACGGCCCCAACUACACCAUACAGCUACUUGCUGAUCCUGAAGAGCCAACAAAGUACACGAUGCGGCUGAUCAUCAAGAAGAUCUCGGAAGCCGACGAGGGCGACUACUUCUGCCACGCCGAGAACGCAUUCGGCAAGACGCUGCGCCCGGUGUCGGUGCGUCUGCGCAACAACGCGCCGCACCACAACGUCACCGAGUGCUGCAGCCAGAUGAACGUAUCGGCGUCAUGUAUCGACGCGUGCAGCUUCCACCUCGACAUGGACAACAUCAUGGACCGGCCGGAGUGCAUGAACGACUUCGACAAGCUCAUGAAGUGCGCCGCCGAUGGAUCAGAUCAUCGUAGUUGCUGUGCAUCCUGGGGCGUUCCCCGGAAUUGUCUGGAGCUGUGUCGCGGAGGCACCGUCGCCAGGAGUUGCGCCUUGCAGCACGCCAGGAGAGCUCUGGCUUGCUUCAGAGACUCCGGCGCGAAACUGCCCGGACCGCCUAGGAGCUUGAAGGCACAUGCUGCUCCCACACCUAACUCUGUAUUGCUAAGUUGGGAGCCGCCGCUAAAGAAUCCUCAAACAGUGUACCUAUACCGCGUGUUCUGGCGCGCGUACGGCGCCAAAGUGCCAGAGAAGCUGGACACGAGCGAGACCAGCGUGGUGCUGACCGGCCUGCAGGACGACGUGAGAUAUGAGUGCGUGGUGAAGGCGGCCAACGACGCCGGCACAUCAUCUCUCAGCCAGCCCAUCAUGUUCACGACGGCGGGCCAGGAGUCUGGCGCGGCGGCGGCGCCGGUGGUCGGCUCCGGCACGGCGUCUGCGGUCGGCGUGGCCGUGGCCUGCAUACUUGUAGCGGCCAUAUUGCUCGCUGCGGGACUGUAUUACAGGCAUAGAAAGAAUCUAAGACUGAAGGCUCAAGGAGGUGUCGCAUUUGAAAAUCCCAGCUACCUCAGAGAGCCUAAUCCAGAUAACGUUGUCAAUGGUACAAUUCUCAACGGCAACGCGGUCCCGAACGGGGACAACGGCGUCGCGAACGGCGUCUCAAACAGCUCAGCGUGGAGACAAGAAACGACCCCCGGGACGACGAUCCCCGCCGCGAGAGAGGUCGACCCCUCGCUGUACGAAGAGCUGAAGCUCGGCCACGACGGCGCGGGCUUCAAGAGACUGAAGCCAUAGCCCGAGGUUCGCCGCUCACCGCUCCGCUCGCCGCGACUCUCGUCGCCGCGGGUGGCGCCGAAGUACUGAGCGGCGAUCGCUUGCGCGCGACGCCCGUGGCCCCGCUGCACUAGUGCUCGCUCGUUUAGCUCAAACAAACUGGUCAUUCGUCUGUACAUUUGCACAUGUUGCAAAAUCAAAAAAUCAAAAUCAAAAAUUAAGCGCUACAUACUCUUACGUAACUAGUAACUUUUAUAAGAUUGUUUUAAAGUUACCAGCUACUAUAGUAUAUUUUUUCACCUUUUCAUCAAAGGUGCUACAAAUACCAGACUUAAUCCAUUCAUACGGUCAUAUUUAUAAACAUUGAUUAAGAUUUCAACAGCAUUUUUAUUUCAAAGUAAAGUGGACCUUAUCACUUAAAAGUUCAAUCUUUGAAGAAAAUUGAGUUUUAAAUAUUAAUCUAUGUUUAUAAAUAUAAUUAUAGUGUUGUUUCUUCUAGAGAAUAGUGCAUUGACCAGUUAGUGUGAGCCCUAACACAGUGCUGCCGUGAACUUUUUAAGUACUAAGUAGUGACAGCCAAAUAUUAAUAAUUUAAUACAUACGUUGACUAUUGCGGGUCGGUCCGGGAUAGAAGCAAUAUCGUAGACUGGUGCGAGACCAAGCUUCGAGAGCGGAGUGUAGAUAAAUACAAAUAUAUUUUCAGUACCAUACUUAAAUGUGAUUUAAACCAAAAAAAAAGUUACGUAACAAUUUCAUGUAAAUAUCAAUUUCAUUAUCGAUCGUUGUAACUAUGUUUUAAUUGUGAACUGAUUCGUCAUUAUCGCUAUUUCAUGCAAAUAAAGAAAUCCUAAGAUUAGUGAUCUAUGACCAGACGACAUUUUGAAAUUCUACAAAAAUUAUUUUGCAGUCUUAUGGUAGGCGUCAACAGAUCCGCAUCGUACGUAACUUAAAUAUCGGACACAUCGCAUCUACCGGAUUUUAGUAUUAUUUGUACAGAAAGUGUGGAAACACAGAGUUACUAGAGUGAGUCUUUACAAGCAACAAACUGAAGCCGGUGAAACCCAUUAAUAAAACAAACGUCACGCGUCCUUGACAACCGCAUAUACAAACUUCAUAAUUUGUAUUUCAAAAUUUAACACUAAAACAUAUACCUAAUAUAAAAAAUACUCCAUCUUAUUUCUUUACAUUUUGUGAAAAGUUUUUAAAAUAUUAAAAAACAUAAGCCGCCAUGUUUCUUGAAUUUUGAAAAUUACUGAUGCGAAGGUUCGUGUCGUACUGACUCGAUAAUGUAUUACUUAUGAAUUUCGUAUUGGAGCGACCGACACCGUCGUAUUCCGUACGCUCCAUCUGUAUAUUAUUGAUUAAUCUGUGUGCGUAAAUUAAAAAUUAAAAAUCCGUUUGUUGCGAUGCGUCCGAUACGUACGAUGCGGAUCUAUGGAGCUCUAAACAUCGAUGCCUUAUUAUUUAGAUACUCAAAAAAUAAUAUAGGUUUAAUGUUGCACAAUUCCCAGGGAAAAUAUAUGAUUUUAUAUUAAACCACUAUACCUAAAUAAAUGUAAACAAGUAAUAAUUGCUUCAUUUAAAAAGAAAAUUUGUAUGAAAUAGGGAAAAUUUCGCUUUUCUAUUGUAUUUGUUACUGCGGUUGUUAGUGAAAUGUUUAGUAAUAAUAAAUAAAAAAAAAUAAAAAUAGAGUCAGAGUUUUAAAUCAAUAAUAAUAAUUAGGUCACUCUAUAAAAAAUGUGCCUUCGAACAAUUUAUGAAGUAGGUUUAUCGUAGUGUUAGUUACCUUUUGGCCCAUUUUUUUGUAACUAAUGUAAAUAAAAAACAUUCCACAACUUGAUAAAAGUAUUUGUAAAAUAAAAAGAUAAUGUAAUUUUAACAAAACGAUAUUACCUAUAUUUUUUUUAUUAUUUGAAACGAAAUUUAUUGAAUGAAUAAGUAAAUAAUAUAUUUUUAAGUAUAAUAACAAUGGUGUAUUUACAAUAGCAUUACCUACAAUAAUGAUUAUUGGUCAGUAGAUUGACUUGUAACAAAAUCAAAUGAUCGUUUUGUUAAAAUUGCGAAACUAGAGAGCUAAAUAUUGGAUAAAGUUUUAUGUUGAACAAUUGAUAAACAUAUUAAUUAAUCAUAAACACACUAUGUAUGUAUGUACAAUAAAAAGAUUAAUGUUAAGAUUUCUAGCGUUGGCUCAAACGUUCGCUCAAAUUGGGCUGACAUGCCACCGCGUAUCUCAAUACAGAUUACAAACAUAUUAUACAAAGGUCUCAAACAAUCACAUAACUAAAAUGGAGAGGAAAAAAGAAUAUUAGUAGGUUAAAUAAGACGACAAAAGCUUCAAGUAAAUCUAUCACUAUGUUCGAGGAUCUUUUGACAUAAUAGGAACCAACAUUUAUUAUGCAGGUUACUCACAAAAAGUAAUUUAUUUAAAAUAUCAAGAUUAUUUUAUGUAAUAUUUCUUUUUUUAUUAAUAUAUCUUUUAUUUAAAAUUUUAAUGAUGUUCACUUGAUUAAGGGUUCUAAUAAUUUACAACAACACUCUAUUAUAAUAAAAGUCUGGUCUUCCGGUUGCCAAGCUUAACGUCUCAAGCAACCGAAGGUCAGGGUCCCAUAGUGAGGAACAUCCUGACAUAACACUCCAAACCUUGAUAGUCAAGCGAAAGCAUCAUUCGAAUCAUUAAAAUAUUUUAUGUUUUUAUGUUUGUCUUUUAUUAGUUUAUACAUUCAUAGUGUGUUUGUGGUAGCUCCUUGCUCAGCGGAGUAUGUGAUAGGUUUUAUUAGGGACUUCUUUUCCUAUAGGUAUCUAACGAAGUAAUUUUAGUUGAAAGACGGAUGUGAUUAGAUUUGUAAAUAAUAUUAAUAAAAAAAAAUAUUUAAGAAA